UCGAGUUCCCUCUCGCUCCCUCGCUACCACAGAAGGAAGACAAAGAUUGAAGAGUUAAAAAAUCUGUCAGGACUGUUGAGUUUGUUGUUUACUGUCAGGGGAUCGUUUGUUGUUUACUGUCAGGGGAUCGUUUGUUGUUUACUGUCAGGGGAUCGUUAAUUUCAGGACCUCAGAAUGGAUCCAAGAGGUGCUCCCAUAAACUGUACGGCAGGAGCUGUUCCUGUAAAAAAUGAAAAGGGAGAAUUAACGAUGAAGAAAGUAAAAGUCAGCAGAUAUGUGGCUGGUAAACGGCCUGAAUAUGCCAAGUAUUCCAGUGAUGAGGAGGAGGAAGAUGAUGGAUUAUUGGGAGAGCCGUUUGUCAAAGAUCGAGAGCUUGAUGAACAAGAAAUAGACAAAGUAUUCCAAAAAGCGGAAAAGACUGACAGAAGGUUGCGGAGACUGCAGGAAAGAGUGAAAGAUGAUGAAGAUGAGGAAAUGGAUGAAGGACAUAGACGUCGUCCACAUGAACCAGAAGUGAUUGCCAUGGGGGACGAAGAAGCUUCUGGGGAAGAGAGUGACAGAGAACAAAGAAGAAGGUUGCCAAGGAUGGAAGAGAGUAGUGAUGAAGAAGAUCUGGAUGAGGAGGCAACUGAGAGAAGAAGAGCAAUGCUCAGGGAAAGAGCAAGACAAAGAGAAACUGAAAAGGACUUAAUGGAUUUAGAGGAAGAAGCCAAAUCAGAUGAGGAAGAGGAAGAAGAAGAGUCUUCAGAAUAUGAAGAAUACACAGAUUCUGAAGAGGAAGGCAACCAAAGGUUUAAACCAGUGUUUGUGCGCAAGAGUGACAGAGUCACUGUUCAAGAACGUGAACAGAUGGAGCUUGAUCUUGAGCGCAAAGAAGAAGAAAAAAAGAAGAUUCACGAGGAGAGGGCAAAAAGUUCACGCAAGCUGGUCGAGGAUCUUCUUAGGAAAGAGUUACAGGAAGAGCAAGAAGUGGAGAAUGAGGAAGACAUUGUAAUCACAGACGACGAAGAUGAUGAAGAAGAGUACGAAGCAUGGAAAGUCCGCGAACUAAAACGUAUCAAAAGAGACAGAGAUGAACGGGAACAAUUAGAGAGGGAACGGCUCGAGGCUGAACGUCUCCGUAACCUGACAGAAGACGAAUGGAGAAUGGAGGUGAAAAAUAAUCCGAAACAAGUCACGAACAAAGCAAUCAAAGGCAAAUACAAGUUCUUACAAAAAUACUAUCACCGGGGAGCCUUCUUUAUGGACAAAGAGGAUGGUGUGUACACGCGCGACUUUGCUAAACCUACACUGGAAGAUCAUUUUGAUAAAACAGUUCUUCCUAAAGUAAUGCAGGUGAAGAACUUUGGUCGAUCGGGUAGGACUAAGUACACUCAUUUGGUCGAUCAAGAUACAACACAAAUGGAUUCGGCGUGGACUCAAGAGAACACCUUAGCCAUGAAAUUCCACACGAUUCGCGCAGGUGGCAGUAAACAGACAUUCCAAAGACCAAGCAAGAGAAGAAAAUAACGAAUGGGUUUAUACUUAAGUUGAUCUGUUCGUCGUGUUCAAUUUGCCGUUGUCACAAAUUUGGUCAGCAAGAGUUGAGUCGACGGUGUUGAAUGGUGGAAAACUUGGGGAAGGGUAGUUUCUAGUUGUGGUCUCGUUCAGUGGUCCAGCGGCGUAUUUUGUGGAAGAUAGCCUGUGUAACAGUCUUUUUGUUUCCUCUUGGCCAAGUGGGAGAAGCAUGAGCGAAACGCGAGGCCCACGACCUCACGUGACCCUCACUUCGCUAAAAGGAAUCGGAAACCACUCCGACAAAGGCAGUGUACAACAAGAUUUUAAGAAUUGACCCGGUGUGUUCACCGACUCCCAAGGAUAUUCUGGGUACUACUGGAGCACCCCUUAGAAACUUUGCUUUGGUACCUACGAACCAUCUGGCGCUUUUGUAACAUUUCUUCGAAUCCUUGUAGUAUGUUCUCGUAUCAAAACUUCGAAGCAAUUAUCCCGAGAAGGCUCGCUUCCUUUUUGUACAUAUAGUGGAAGGAGUUGGUAAUAAAACACUGCUUUUUCGAACGUA
Messenger RNA from Stylophora pistillata, 2059 nucleotides. RefSeq names its product microfibrillar-associated protein 1. NCBI's taxonomy places the organism in Eukaryota, Metazoa, Cnidaria, Anthozoa, Scleractinia, Pocilloporidae. The record is from RefSeq and is a predicted model, not a curated record.